CCACCCGGAAAUCAUCAUUGGUUCCGAAGUGUUCCAUUUGUUAGAAAAAUUUGGUCUCUGCUGCACAGUCAUUCGAAGGAUUUCAAUGUAAGAAACGGUCCGGUUUUGGGCGUGUACCAGGCAUGUAUUGCGAUGGGUAUAGCGCAUUGCGGAACUUGA
Bipolaris victoriae FI3 is the source of this 159-nucleotide messenger RNA. RefSeq lists its product as hypothetical. The transcript has a single exon. The annotation marks the transcript as partial. The record is from RefSeq and is a predicted model, not a curated record. Lineage: Eukaryota; Fungi; Ascomycota; Dothideomycetes; Pleosporales; Pleosporaceae.